AGGAUACCUGUAUCGCGCUACAAGCUCUUUCGGAAGUUGCCCAGAAAUUCUACACAAAGGAUUCCCAGACGAACCUUACUGUUUCUGCGAAUAUAAAGAAUAUUUUCACUCAAGAUUUCACGGUCACUGGAAAAAACAAAUUGGUAUUACAACGAGCAGAAAUUCCAAAUGACCUUCUGCCAAAUUCCCUAGCAAUCAGUGCUUCUGGAAAUGGAUGCGCUUUAAUGCAGGUGAGAAAAAUCGGUCUAAGCUAAUUUUUUAUGUCUACAUGCAUCGUCUCUGGAUAUUCUUCUGGAUGUAUAAAGUAUAGGUUAUCGAUUAACGUUCUUCAACCGAAAUGUUAGUACACUUUUCAUGUUUGACUACAAUCGCAUGUAAUUUAAUUCGCCUAUGUAAUCAGAUAAGGCUGUGUAUCCCAAUGGUUCAACCAAGUUUGCACAAAUGAAAAGACAGUGGAAUAAAAAACAUCUGUACAGCAAACUGAACAGUGCAGGGGAAAACAUAAUUAAGCAUGGUGGACAUGUGCUUUUACGUUCUGUUUUUGAAGUUGAGACAAAGGUGUACUGGACAGGCAGUAUAUGGUUUUCUGAUUUCAUUAUAUUCAAGCUAUUUAUUUGGAGAACUGUACUGAGUGGUGUUGCUUAUAAGAAAUGUGAAUUGAUGUAGUAUUUUUAUUAAUCAAACUCCCAAGGAAGUUGAAAAAUUUUACCCAUGAAACUAUAUAUAUACACUAUGAUAACAUAUACUUUCGGGUAUGCGUCAUUAAUUUGUAUAUAUCAGUACGUGUAUCUUUUCGAUGUUUUUUAAUAUACUAUAUGUUUGAUAUUUGCCUAAUUCCGAUAAAUUCAACAAUUCCUUUCAGUAGAAAAUUCUUUAUUUUCUCUACCAUUCAUGUUGCUAACUUUGAUAUUAUUUUUUGGAACAAAAUAUACCAACGAAAUCAUUUCUAAUUACGUGUUACAUUUCUUCCUGGAAUGAUGAAACAUUACUCGAAAAAAAUCAUAUUAGUGCCCAUCUUUAAUUAAUUAAUUUGACUUAGCUUGUAUUUUAUUCCUCCAGACUAAUGUCAAGUACAACAUUCCAGCCUCUGACGAAGUUCCAGCUUUUAAAGUCGCCGUUUCUGUACAUCGUCGUGAAGCAACUGAUGAAGAAGAAAUGGCGGCAUGCUAUCCCUUGCAGUUGAAGAUUGAAGCAAGGUUUGUACCAUCUAAUUUAAAAUAAUUAUUCUUUGUGCAGCGUUAAUUGUAGAUAUAGUAUGGAUAGAGAGGAUAUAGUGCUGCUUGCUCGGUAAUACAUGACUUCUGUUCAGUUCCCAGAGCAUUAUGUCUUCGUAGACUACUCAUUCAUAUAAUUAUAAUUUUUUUUAUUUUAAGCAUUUACGAUAAGUUUAGUUAAAUUCGCGUUCCGAGAACUGUACCCAAAAGUUGCACCUGAGCAAUUGCACCAGAUGUAUAAUAGAUCAAUCUAUGUCAACUGAGCAUACGCAGAAUGUACAUGUUGAUGUGUGCUUGUUUUGAAUCUUAAAAAAGCAAAAUCACCGAACUGUUUCAGGAUAUGACGUUUCUUAUUAACCAGUUACAAGUCAUUGCAACGAAAAACUUGAAUCUAUACACUAUAAGUGGGACAUUCAAGUUGAUGUAUCUUUCUUCAACUCUAUAAUUUCCGCUCGAUUUUCUUACAAAAAGGAAGUGAAUAUUUUUGAUAUUCCGCUCAUGCGAACGAGGACGUGUUGUAAAAUAGAGAUCUAGUUUAGUUCAAAAUUACAGUAUAAUCAAUUCUCAUUAUCUAUAUGGUUUAAGUUACCUGUUCUAGGUAAACAGGUAUACUCACCCUAGAUUGCUGGUUUCAUUCCUUUAUAUGAUCGACGACUGUUUCUCGCACGUUACGUUAGGUGGCUUAAAGAAAAUGUUUCGAACAUGGCAAUAGUGGAUGUCAAGCUUGUCUCGGGAUUUUCAGUAAACGAAAAAGCUCUUCAACAAGUAAGUUUAUAAAUUAGUGUAAUCAAGCAUGGCCGUGCAUUUCAACAUUAUCCCUUGUUUUCGAUGAUGUAUUUUAUCGUACAUCCAUCUUUGAAAUUAUGAUAUGUGUCAUUAUAUAGUUAUUUAUAUUCAGCUAUAUAUGAAUAGCUAUAUGUGUCAUGAUAUAGCUAAUCAAAUAGCUGCUCAUUUAUUCAACCAUUUGAAAUUGUACAACAUGCAUUAGGCAAUACUUUACUCUAUGAAGGUAAUUGCCUUGAAAGGGAGGUACUGCAGGUCGCGCCGGGUUUGCAAGUCCAAUGUUCCAUACCAAUUGAGCUAUAUAUACAAGCCAAGGUCGGUUAGCAGGCGUGGGUUUUCGGAAGUCACUCUACAUCCUUCGGUAUUAGUGUGUUUUCACGAUAGUGAAUCUACAUCUUGAUCUUGAAUGCAGUUGUUAGAGCGGGUUCGAUUCCCACCGUAGUCAAUCAAACUUCAGCUUGGCCAGAGUCGACAUAUGCAGCGACAAACCAUAAACAUAUAUAUCUUCACCUAAGUAAUAACACCUGAAGCAGAAAUAUGAUUAUGUGUUUCUUGGGUAGCUUAUCUGACAUUCAAGUCCUUCCACUGACAGUAUAGGGUGUCUUCCUUCAUCUAUCGUUUCUUCCAGAUAAGCAUAUGCUCAUAAGGUAAUAAUUUUCUAGAAAUUGAAACAAUCAGAAAAUGUUAUUGAAUUCUUGGCCAGCAAAGAAGGAGAGAAUGAAGCCAUUUUAAAGCGUUAUGAAAUUGAAGGGCAGAAUGUUAUUCUUUAUUUUGAUGAGGUAAGUAAAUAUGUACCAUUACUUAAUCUAAAACAUAGUUCCCAACACAGGAUUUUUCUAACCUAAAGGUUAAAACGAUAAAAAAGUCUAUUUACAAUUCUAGAAAAAAAUGUUGUCUAUCUGUAUCGCUUAUUCAAUGUGGGGAAAUAUUUUUGUCAGUAUAUUAUACAGGCUGUAUUUAACAUACGCGUAAUAGUGAAAGACGCGUGGACGACAUAUAUCCAAGAAAGACUUUUAAUUUACCUUUGCAGAUAAAAACGAUGAGUUUCUCCCUGGAUAUUAUUCAAAGUACAUUGGUGAAAAAAACGAAGCCAGGUGUUGUCAAAGUUUACGAUUAUUAUGACCCAGGUAAGGACAGAUUUUAUGCUUUUACUGUUUAUUAUACCAACUGUUAAUCUUACAUAAAGCGCCAGACUAUUUAAUUCCAUCGCAGAAACCUGAUUUCAGUUACAACCUAUAAUGCUUUAUUCUAAUCGUAUAGCCGAUUACUAAUCCCAAUUGACCAUUUGCCUAAUAGACUAAAUUUUGAUCUCAACAAAAAUUUCAUCAGAGCUUGAAAGAGCAUCACAAAUUUAGUAAUAUUCCAAAGUUUCGUUGCGAAAUGUUGUAAAAUGCGGAAAAUAUAGCCUUGCGAAGUUUGCAAUUUUCAGUCAUUUUAGAUUACAAACGGGAAAUUGACAGCCGCAAACCCUUUGAGUUCGGAACGCGUUCUUGAAUGCAUUCUGAAACUCGCGAUAUUUCUCUUUGAAACUCAUGAUAUUUCUCUUUCUUCUGCAAAUUCCGGAUACUAUAAAUGACAAAACAAUCAACCCAGAUAGCACCGUCCCUGCAUGUCAGACAAGUUUAGUUAGGCAACAGAUAUAAUCUAUAAAAAGGCAUGAAUAUUGUGUGGCGGAAGAGUUUUUCUUCGGAAAAAAAGACUUGAUCAGCUGGACUAGAAUGUAUGCUAUAAUAUAUGCGUUGGAAUAAAACGCUUCUGUCAUUUUCGAAUUUCGAUAUUUUACACUUGAACUAUAUUUAUAAAGUGUGUCACAAAUCUUGGCAGUAUCAAUGUAGUUUAAUUAACAACAAAUGCGACAAGACCAAACUUACCUCGCAAAUGAUGACCAGAAGGAUAACCAGUAAGCCAUAUGAUCUUUAUUAAUUAAACAAAUGUUGAUCCAGUGUGAAUUGAAAAAUACGGUUUAUUGUUUGAUCAUAUUAUCGCGUCAGGAAUGCUUGUAUAUCCGUAUUAUAAUAAAUCUCAGCUCGCGUAUAUAUAAGUGAUAAAUCUGGACAAUGUUUACAAGAAAGAUUGCCUCCCAAUCUCAAUAUAAAAAUAAAAAUCGUGACUGUGAUGGUUGCCAGAGGAUUUGUUGUCUUUAAACCUUCACACAUGCAAACAAAGUCAUGCUGGUAAUUUAUGCACACGGAGUGCGGAGUGUUUGAUUGCGUUAUAUUAAUUACCUAAAAAAACAUAUAUUCAUAUGUUAAUUUUUAGAAUAGAUACACUUCCUCCAAUAAUCACAUGUAUGCAGUCUUUCUUGUAAACCUUGCUCUAGAUUUAGCACCUGUAUAUACGCGAGAUUUAUUAUAAUACGAAUACAAGAAUUUCUGACGUGUUAGUAUGAUCAAAACAUUAAACCAUAUUUUUAAUAAAACCAAAUUUUUAAUUAUCAACAAAUGUUUAAUUAAUAUGAAUGAUAUCGCUGGCUGGUUUAUUCUUCUAAUGAACAUUUGCGAGGUAAGUUUGGUCUUAUCAUAUUUGUUAUUAAAACUAUUGACACUGCCAGGAUUUGCGACACACUUUAUAAAUAUAGUUAAAGUGUAAAAUAUCGAAAAUGACAGAAGCGUUGUAUGAAUUGAUUGAUUUAUGGUCUAGUUGAAUCGCAUUAAUAGCUCGCCUAGAACUUCGCCCGAAGUAACUCUUCCGGCACACAAUAUUCAUGCGUUUUUACAGAUGAUAUUAAAGAAGAUAUUUUAGUCGUGAAUUUUAUCUCGCCGAGGCGAAUCAUAUCUAACUAAAUUUUUCUGACAGAGACCGUGCCAUCUGUGCAAUUUUUAAUAUCGAAAUUGUAGGAACGCUAUUUACAAGGCGCACUUAUUGCAUACAAGAAAGCUUUCCCAUUGUAAAAAGUGUUUGAUUCUCUUCGAAAGAAAUUUUUCUAGGGAGUAUGGUAUAUGGAACGCUAUAAAUCAGAAAUUUGCGAUAAUUUCCGAGUAUUGUCGAACUGAUUAGGAUUCGCUUGUUCUGAAUCAUGAAACCUUUCCAGAACGCGUUCGGAAUGUCUCGCGGAAUGCGUUCAAGAACGCGUCCGGAACGCGUUAUGGAACGCGUCCUAGAACGCGUUCGGAACGCGUUUUUCAUUAUGUUACUUCUGAGCAGUACUGUAUGUACACUUUCUUGGAACAUAUUCAGUGCUAUUUGUUGCAUGUCCUGUUGAUUUUUCAUUUCUUUGUUGUUCUCAUAUCACUAUAGAAAGUCAAGCCAAGGUCACGUACAAGAUCGCGGAGAAAGACUGUUAUGGGGAAAGAAGUAAGUUUGCUGGCAUUUCUCUUUUUUAGUUCAUCAAACCACAAAGAUAAAUCUAGAUAAAUUAUUUCAAUAACCAGAAAAAAAUUGUGUUUACCGCAUUAUGUUAAAAUGCUUGAAGUAACAACUGAAUAUCAGUAGAAUAUAUAUGUCCACCCCUGCAACCAAUCAGAUUGCAGGGAAUCCAAAAAUAUUGCUAGGCGUGCACGAUUGAAAAAUAGUACUACUGAAUUUUUUAAGUCCAAUGGUAAAAAUAUGUUCAUGGUGAAAGAUCGAUUUCCACUCUGCCAUGCGAUAUCAUACCAAACUACUGAAAAUAGAAUACACUGAAAAUCAGUAUAUAGGGUUCAAGGUUAUUCUAUCGUAAAAAUCAUCCUAAAAAUAUUAUAUUUUUAUACACGCCAUUUUGCUUACAUGAAUUAUGUAUUGGAAUUUAAUUGCAUCUGUUUCUGUAUUGAAAUCGUAUGGUUGAAUGAACUACAAUCACGAUCACAAUAUAAUUUUGAAAGAUUGAAUUGAUAUUUAAGUACAUAUGCGCUAUUGUGCGAUAGGUCGUAAUAGUAGGCGUCACAUUACGCGGGAGAAAAAUGCAUGGAAUUUUAAUACCGUAUCACGAGAUAACAAUCCAGGAAUUAAAUGUCCGGAAUUUUAUGAGGUGUUAUAUUAUGAAUAUUUAACAAUAGAUACUCAUUCUGCAGUCAUACAUAAACAUAAUUAUGGGAAGAAAUACCAAAAUGAAAAAUUCACAUGAACUAAUGAGAAAGCCCUGCAUCUUGUAACAAGUUUUAUGGGCUAUGGCGUUAGUUCUAGUUAUUCCGGUGCUUAUAUGUAACAUGUCUCUUUCUCUGUAGUCGAAAACGAAUGUCCAAAGUGUUUAUCAGUCGAUGAUUUUGAAGAUCUCUUUGACAAAAAUAUCAACUGCACUAGUUACCGUGAGUAUAUUUACUGUUAUAGCCACAUGGUUAUAUUUUCUUACGUUAUUUUACAUCAGUUUAGUUAUCUCGCUUCACUUUACAUAAUCCUCUGACACGAGAUUGCGUAAUGCAUACAUCAUUAACAGCAUUUUCUGUGAGGCAAAAGCUGCUUAGGGGAGAUAUAUUUUACUGCGGCAGCUUGACCCCAGCAGCAAUCGGUUGAGCUCCCCCUACCUGAAAAAAAAACAAAUCGUGACAACCAGCAAAAUCUAAGAUAGACGACAAAAGAAGAAGUCAUAUAUAUUUCCUAUUACAGUAACACGAGUUAAAUCUAUUGGUGGUCUUAUGAAAGUGAAGAAAGCUUAUAUUAAAGCUAACUAUUCUCAAGAAUAUGCAACGAUUCCCUAUGCAAUACCAGAAUUCUGUCUCUGUGACGAAAUCAACAACGGUGUGACGUCAUUGGUGUUUGGACAAAGUGACUAUUUCCGAAAGAAUGGCGAGGAAAUCUCUCUCGUGUUCGAUUCGGGUACAACAAUUACAAAAUGGAAUGGUGAGGAAAUGCGAAACAUGUUCAGAAAGAAGAUGGUGCAGGAAAUUUAUCAGAAAUGCUGGCUUUUUUUCGAAGGGUAAUUGGAUGUUCAACGUUGAAUGGAAACAACAACUAUUCCUUGACUUUUGAUUAAACACUUUGAUUAAACUUCUCGUUUAUGUAUUUGUAUUUGAAAUGAAAAUAAAUAACCUCAGAUUUGAUUAAAUAUUUGUUUCGCC
Molecule: messenger RNA, 6970 nt
Organism: Paramuricea clavata
Lineage: Eukaryota; Metazoa; Cnidaria; Anthozoa; Malacalcyonacea; Plexauridae
Source: the annotation of a GenBank genome assembly